AUGGGACCAGAAGCAGAAGUUGUUGGUUCUGGGAGCGCUAGGCCAGUUGUAAUGUCUACUCCUGAUAACAAACCUCAUGGUAAGUCUCCCUUAGCUGAGAUUCCUUUUAAUUAUGCUAAUUUUAUCUUUUCUACUUCAUCUACUCCUCUCAAACCCACUCCAACACCAUCUAUUUCAAUUCCUUUUGGAACCAUAUCCAACCCCAAACAAAAACAACCUAUUAUAUAUGAAACAACCACUACUUCUGCACCAAUAACAUCUGAAACCACUGUGACUGAACCACCACAAAUACCACCAACACUUCUCUCUCAAAUUAUAAAUCCAACUAAAAAUACAACAUUCGAACAACCCCCCACUAUAACCAAUGAACAACCAUAUGAACCAACACAACCACAAACUACUAAAACAUUCCCCACAGACUCUCAACUAAGUCAACUAAAAAAACCUUCUGAAACCAUCCAUUCCAUUGACACUCACUAUUCUUGA
Molecule: messenger RNA, 486 nt
Organism: Lathyrus oleraceus (garden pea)
Lineage: Eukaryota; Viridiplantae; Streptophyta; Magnoliopsida; Fabales; Fabaceae
Exons: 1
Coding region: 1-486 (161 amino acids)
Source: RefSeq, a predicted model, not a curated record